This is a messenger RNA of Cryptomeria japonica (Japanese cedar), 360 nucleotides long. RefSeq lists its product as uncharacterized. The record is from RefSeq and is a predicted model, not a curated record. The transcript has 2 exons. The coding region runs from base 1 to 360 and encodes 119 amino acids. Lineage: Eukaryota; Viridiplantae; Streptophyta; Pinopsida; Cupressales; Cupressaceae.
AUGCAUGGAAAGAUGCAGGAGGGCGAGACUGGCACUAAAUCCCCAAAAGUGCAGAUUCAUGGUCCCCCAAGGGAAGUUAUUGGGAUACAUCGUAUGCAAGGCUGGACUGAAAACCGACCGGACAAGGUUAGGGUGAUUGUGGAAAUGGAGGCACCAGCGGACAUCACUGGAGUGAAGUCCUUUCUCGCACACAUCGGGUACUAUAGGAGAUUCAUCAAGAACUUCGCUCGAGUGUCGUACCCACUGGACAAACUGACAUGGAGAGGAGAACAAUAUGCGUGGGGAACGACGCAGGAAGAAGCAUUCCAAGAACUGAAGACACGGCUGGUGGGUGCACCAAUUCUUACGUACUCGAACUAG